AUGACAACUAAGACUAUUGCAGUUGAAACAGGUAACAAUGCAACGGCACUGCCGUUCCGUUAUCAGUUCGCUGCUGGGGCUGUUGCUGGGAUAUCAGAGAUUUUGGUAAUGUACCCGCUUGAUGUAGUCAAGACACGGAUCCAACUUCAGCAUGGCAAAGUCAUUGAUGGUGAAGGGUACAAUGGUGUCUUGGACUGCUUCAAAAAGAUUAUCAGGAAUGAGGGUGUGUUGAGAUUAUAUCGCGGUAUUACUGCGCCUAUAUUGAUGGAGGUACCCAAGCGUGCUAUCAAGUUCUCGGCGAACGAUACUUUCACACAGUUUUAUCAACACCUGUUCUCUACUCCGACAGUAACCCAACCUCUCGCAAUCCUCACAGGUGCCAGCGCCGGCGCAACAGAAUCCCUCGUAGUUGUUCCUUUCGAGCUACUCAAGAUUCGACUACAAGAUAAGACCUCUGCAUCACGAUAUAACGGCCUCCUCGACUGUCUCGUCAAAGUAGUUCGCCAAGAGGGGCUAUUGGCACUAUACAACGGUUUCGAAGCCACGUUAUGGCGGCACAUUGUAUGGAACGCCGGGUAUUUUGGCUGCAUUUUCCAAGUGCGGGCUCAGCUACCCGCUCCAGCGACAUCGAGCAACCCGAGAAGACAGAAAAUGGGGAACGAUCUCAUCGCCGGGUUUGUGGGAGGUGUUGUGGGAACGACAUUUAACACCCCGUUAGAUGUAGUCAAGAGUCGAAUACAGAGCGUCGCUAAAACACCUGGUGUAAGGCAGAAGUACGCUUGGGCGUGGCCGAGUCUGGAGGUCGUUGCAAGAGAAGAAGGGUUCAGAGCGUUAUACAAGGGAUAUGUGGCGAAAAUACUUAGAUUUGGACCAGGUGGAGGUGUAUUGCUAGUCGUGUAUUCUGCAGUGUUGGAUAUGUUCGCGAAAACAGCAUAA
Molecule: messenger RNA, 936 nt
Organism: Alternaria postmessia
Lineage: Eukaryota; Fungi; Ascomycota; Dothideomycetes; Pleosporales; Pleosporaceae
Exons: 3
Coding region: 1-936 (311 amino acids)
Biological process (GO): mitochondrial ADP transmembrane transport; mitochondrial ATP transmembrane transport
Cellular component (GO): mitochondrial inner membrane
Molecular function (GO): ATP:ADP antiporter activity
Source: RefSeq, a predicted model, not a curated record